AUGCAAUUGAAAUAUUUACGCACAUUACUCGAGGGGCAGGAGCACAUUCAAAGGAUUGCAGGACUCGCCUGGUCGCCAAAUCAGCAGAAACUGGCGAUUGCGACGUCAGAUCGUCACAUUCUGCUCUACGAUGAUGCGGGAGAGAGAAGGGACAAGUUCAGCACGAAGCCAGCGAAUGCGGCGAAUGGCAAAAACUCCUAUGUCAUCAGAGGAUUGGCAUUUAGUCCAGACUCCACCAAAUUGGCGGUGGGACAAAGCGACUGCAUUGUGUAUGUCUACAAGCUGGGAGAAUCCUGGAACGAUAAGAAAGUCAUUUGCAACAAGUUCCCGCAAGCUGGAGCUGUCACUGCGCUCAUCUGGCUGACUUCAGGCGCCAUUAUAGCGGGUCUAGAAGAUGGCAAAGUGCGUGCUCUGCACUGCAAGAGCAACAAGUCGCAGAGUCUUUAUGGCGGUGACAGCAUCUGCAUUUCCCUUGCUGCGAAUACCAAGGGAAGUGGGUUUCUCAGUGGCCACAAUGAUGGCACCAUCAUACGCUAUUACCUCUCGGAGGAGGCCAGUGAACCUCUGGGUCGUGUAGUCCAACAUCCGGUGCCGCCCUUCGCUCUGGCCUGGCCCCAAGGAGGCUUCUGUGCCGCAGGAUGCGAUCAAAGGAUUAUUUUCUACGAUAGUGUGGGCCGUCAGCAGCGUUGCUUCGACUACUCCCGCACGGAGGGAGAGCGCGAGUUCACAGUGGCCGCCUGUAGUCCGAAUGGACAGGCCGUGGCCUUUGGGAGUUACGAUCGCAUCCGGAUCUUUGCCUGGAGUCCACGUCAGAGUGCGUGGAGUGAGAGUGCCAGCAAGGAGAUCAGUUGUCUCUACACUCUGAGUGCCCUGAUCUGGCGACGAGAUGGCGCCCGACUCGCCUUGGGAUCCGUGAGCGGAGCCGUGCUUCUUUUUGAGUCCGUGUUGAAACGAACCAUUUGGCAGGACAAAUUCGAGCUGAUCUUUGUGGCGCCAAGUCAAUUGUUAGUGCGUUCUCUAGCGGAACCUACACAACAGCUGACAAUCGAGUCUCAGCUGGGACUGGAGAUAGAUGAUGUGCGAAUAAUGGGUAAGGAUAAUUUUCUGGUAGGACGCACCGAAGAGUCCUUGAUCCUGUGCGAUCUGACGAGGAAUCUGGCCAGCGAGGUGCCUUGGACCGCAUCGGGAAGACACGAGCGCUUCUACUUUGAGAAUCUGCAUGUCUGUCUCAUCUUCAAUGUGGGAGAAUUGAGUCUGGUCGAGUACGGAGACAAUCGCAUUCUCGGCUCUGUGCGCACGGAAUUCGUCAAUCCUCACGUGAUCUCUGUGCGCUUAAAUGAACGUGGCAAUGGACGGGAGAACAAGAAAUUGGCCUUUCUUCUGGAUGCCAAGACAAUCUGUGUGGUGGACUUAGUCAGUCAGAUGAUCACUGGACAGAUCAAUCACGAGACAAAGAUCGAUUGGCUGGAACUCAGCGAGACGGCGCACAAGCUGCUCUUCCGGGACAAGAAACUCCGCCUCAUUCUCGUGGACAACUACAGUGGCAAGAAGCAGACACUGCUCAGCAACAUCUCCUUUGUCCAGUGGGUGCCCCAGAGCGAUGUCGUUGUGGCCCAGAGCAACAGCAACCUGGCCAUCUGGUACAACAUCGAUCUGCCCGAGCACGUGACCUUGCAGACCAUCCGGGGAGAAGCCAUCGAGGUACUGCGGGAGAAUGGUCGCACAGUGGUUCGCACUCAGGACGGACCCAGUGAGCACAGUUACCAGCUGGACGAGGGACUCGUGGAAUUUGGCACCGCCGUCAAUGACAAUGACUUUGGACGUGCUGUGCACUUUCUGGAAUCGCUGGGCGAUAAGCCGGCGGCCAAGGCGAUGUGGCACAAUCUGGCCAUUAUCUCGCUGGAGGAGGGGAACCUGCGGGUGGCCCAACGUUGUUAUGCAGCCCUGGGGAAUGUCUCGAAAGCGUAUUACCUGGCAGAGAUGAUCCAGCAGGCGGAUGACUUUGAGCAAUCAACUGGCAGUCCGGGAAUACAUUGUCCCGAGGUCAGAGCGAAGUUGGCGCUGCUCGGCUCCGAUCUGCGUGCAGCGGAGAGAAUUUACCUGGAGCAGGGCGACAUUGAGGCAGCCCUGGGUAUGUAUCAGCAGCUGCGCAUGUGGGAUGAGGCUGUGGCCCUGGCCGAGAGAAGAGGCUACGCCCGAUUGCCGGAGUUGAGGCAACAGCACAUGGACUUUCUGCUGGAGACGGAGCAGCAGGAGAAGGCAGGUCAGGUGCUGGAGGAUGAGGGGGAACUGCAGCAGGCAAUGUCCCUGUUCCUCAAGGCCAAAAAACCCGCUCGAGCGGCACGACUCGCUUUAAAGACGCCUCAUCUGCUGCAGGAUGAGCAACUGAUGCUGCAGGUCACCGAGGGAUUAGUGCACUGUGAACUCUACGAACUGGCUGGCGACAUUGCGCACCGUCUGUCUCGUCCGGAAGCGGCUCUUGCGCUCUACCGCAAGGGCGGUGCCUAUGCCAGGGCCUUGGAGCUGGCACGCGUGGUGUCGCCGCAGGAGGUGACGGCCUUGGAGGAGCAGUGGGGAGAUUGGCUGGUCAGUCGCAAGCAACUGGAUGCCUCCAUCAAUCACUACAUCGAAGCGGGAGCCACACAAAAGGCGCUCGAGGCGGCGGUCGGUGCCAAGCAAUGGCGUAAGGCCGUGCAGAUUGCAAAGGUGCUGGACGAACCGGAGCUGAUACAACGCUAUGCUCUGGAUCUGUCCAAGCACUUGGCCUUUGCCGGGGAUCUGGAUGGAGCCGAGGAUCUUCUGGUGCGUGCGAAUCUCUACAGAGAUGCCAUCGAGCUGCUCAAUCGUCACGGGAAAUGGGAACGCGCCUAUGUCCUGGGAGAGAAGUACCUCAAGGCGGAGCAACUAAGGGAACUCUUUGUCCAGCUGGGCAGUAGCCUGGAGGAGCAGGGCAAGUACCGGGACGCGGAGAAGGUGUUAAUUGCUGUCAAUGAGCCCGAUCUAGCCAUAGCCAUGUAUAAGCGAAGGGAACUCUACGAUUCCAUGAUACGAUUAGUCGAAAAGUAUCACAAGGAUCUACUGGACAGCACGCAUCUUCAUCUCGCUCGUCAGCUGGAGUCACGGGGCAAAUUCAAGAAUGCCGAGCUGCAUUUCAUUGCCUCCGGUGACUGGAAAUCCGCCGUGCACAUGUAUUUGUCCUCGUCCCGCUGGGAAGAUGGCUAUCGGGUGGCCAAGCAGAAGGGCACGGAGGGAGCUAGCCAACAGGUGGCCUAUACGUGGGCCAAAUCGAUGCCUCUAGAGAGUGCAGUGCGUCUGCUGAGCAAGCUAGGACUACUGGACACGGCUGUGGGAUUCGCCUGCGAUUCGGGAGAAUUGGAGUUUGCCAUGGAACUGUGUCGCUUUGCGGGUAAACCGACGGAUGAGGUGCAUCUGAAGAUAGCCAUGUCGCUGGAGGAUGAGGGCAAAUAUGAGGCAGCCGAGGCGGAAUUCCUUAAGGCACACAAGCCCAAGGAGGCGAUCCUGAUGUAUCAGCAUGCCAGAGAUUGGCAGGCAGCUCUCAACGUGGCCGAGCAGCAUCUUCCCGAUGCCAUAAACGAGGUGCUGAUCGCACAGGCUUCCUGCGCGCUGGAGACACGCAAUUACCAGGACUAUGAGAUGCUGCUACUGCGUGCCCAGCGUCCGGAACUCAUCAUCGAGCACUACAAGGAGGAAUCCCUCUACGAGGAUGCUCUGCGCAUUGCCGAGGAGCAUUUUCCCUCGGCUCUGAAUGAUCUGAGGCGACUCCAAGCCCAACAGCAACGUGGCCAGCUGCAGGGUGAGGAUUCUGGCGGGGAUUCCCGCGCCUAUUUGCAACGUGCCGCGGAAUUCGCCAAGCGGGAACAAUUCCGCAAGGCGGCCGAGUGUCUCAUGCAGAUAGAUGCGAACAAUGCCGAGGAUUCAGCCACCUUGGAACGUGCUCUGCUCCGUGCCGCCGACAUAGUCAUUCAGUUCCUGGACCGCAAGGAUGCACAGGACCUGGCAGAGUUGCUGGGACCACGUCUCCUGGCCAUCAAGCAGAUUGGACGCGCUGCUCAGCUGUAUGUGGUGGCAAAUCUCCACAAGCAGGCAGUCGAUGUCUUUAUCCAGGCUGAACAGUGGUCCAAGGCACGUCGUCUAGCCAAGGAGAUUGAUGCAGAGCUGCUCUCCUAUGUGGAACAGCAACAGAAAUCCCGGCUGAAGCACGAGGGAAAUGUGGAGCAACUGGCGGACAUUGAUAUCAUCAGUGCCUUGGAUCUGCUGGCGGAGCAGGGACAAUGGCAACGUUGCCUGGAGAAGGCCAAGCAACUGAAUCCCUCGGUGCUCCAGAAAUACGUGGCUGUCUAUGCAGCUCAAUUGAUACGGGAGGGAGAUUGCAUCAAUGCUUUGGGAUUGUAUUUGAGCUAUGGAGCUCCAGCCAUUGAGGAGCACUUUAAUAUCUAUGCCAGGAUUGCCUUGGAUUGCCUGUCCCUGCGCGAGGAGCAGUCGGAGGGGGGUCAGGUGUGGCAACGUCUGCGGGACUUUCUGCAUCGUCUGCUUCAGGCGCUACGUGCCUCGGAUCAUGUCCAGGCCAAGUUUACUUCAUCCACGGAGCAGUAUCUGAUGAUUGCCCAUUAUUAUGCCACUCGAUCCGCCUGCAGAUCGGUGCAAUCCCUCCAGCCCGUCGCAGUGCGUCUCUCCUUGUCCCUGUUGCGGCACACGGAUGUGCUGCCAGUGGAUAAGGGCUUCUAUGAGGCGGGCAUGGAUCUGCGCCAGGCGGGACGUGAAGCGGAGGCUUUUGUCAUGCUGAAUCAUUACCUGGACGUCUGUGAGGCCAUCGAGGAGGGUUCCGGCAAUCUGGUGGAUCACUCGGAUCUGGCAGCCACAGAUUUCCCGAGCUCAGUCCCUCUACCCGAGGAUAUUCAUCUCAAGAACGAGCCCAAUCUUCACGAGGAGGUUCGGGAAUGGGUUUUGGCGGUGAGCAUGGAUCAACAGGUGGAUCAACUGCUGCCCAACGAUGAUCGUGGACUAUAUGAAUCCAGUCUGGGUCCCAACGACACACCCUGUCUGCUCAGUGGUUAUCCAGUGCGUGGUCGUCAACCCGUCACCUUUCAAUCCUCCACCAGUCAAGUCAAUCGCGAUGUCUGGAGCAAAUUUGCGGUGGCUGUGAAAAUGUCACCAGGCAGCAACGUGACCGACAUCAUUGCCUUUGUCGAGAAGUGGCAGGGCACGGCCAACUAUGUGAUGCACUAAAGAGGAGCGAGCUGGAGAGGAUUGGGCUACGAAAUACAGCAUAAGAGGUAAAAAUCCCAGCUUUCUUGUGUCAUAACUCUGUCAAAACUCAACCGAUUUCUAUAUGGAAUAUCUUAUUGAUCAUUAUUUAACCUCGAAAUUGAU
Drosophila innubila is the source of this 5391-nucleotide messenger RNA. RefSeq names its product intraflagellar transport protein 172 homolog (gene Oseg2). The record is from RefSeq and is a predicted model, not a curated record. The transcript has 8 exons. NCBI's taxonomy places the organism in Eukaryota, Metazoa, Arthropoda, Insecta, Diptera, Drosophilidae. Gene Ontology annotation, molecular function: protein binding. Bases 1 to 5247 code for a protein of 1748 amino acids. Gene Ontology annotation, cellular component: intraciliary transport particle B; axoneme; ciliary basal body. Gene Ontology annotation, biological process: intraciliary transport.